This is a messenger RNA of Silurus meridionalis, 2659 nucleotides long. RefSeq names its product FYN-binding protein 1. The coding region runs from base 348 to 2000 and encodes 550 amino acids. Gene Ontology annotation, biological process: protein localization to plasma membrane; T cell receptor signaling pathway; integrin-mediated signaling pathway. Gene Ontology annotation, molecular function: protein binding. The record is from RefSeq and is a predicted model, not a curated record. NCBI's taxonomy places the organism in Eukaryota, Metazoa, Chordata, Actinopteri, Siluriformes, Siluridae. The transcript is spliced from 16 exons. Gene Ontology annotation, cellular component: plasma membrane.
UGUGUGUGUGUGUGUGUGUGUGUGUGACUCACUUCAGCUUAUUGAGGCUAGCUAAACCGCAGAGCUUUUCUCAUCUGCAUGAGAGCUCAACGCGCUGUUCCAAACCAGCUUUAUUUCAGCAUUUGUUUCUAUUUUUCCUUCCUGCUUGAUAUUAAUAUCCUGAUGUCGGGUUCGUUUCACGGCUUCCUGUCAUUUUCCUGAGUUAAAGGGGAGAAAAAAGGAAACUCAUAAAGGCACUUUUUUAGUCUGAACCAAGUCUCUGACCUGCAGUAGGUGAAGUUUAGCUCAGGUCGAAACAAGAAAUGUCAUGGAGUCUCUACGGAAAUAAAACUCCACACUGACAAAACAUGGGGGACAAUGUAGACGUCAAGGCCCUGAGGGCCAAGUUUCAUGCUCAGGCAGAUAGGCCCAUCUCUAGUGGUGGAGCUUAUGCCAGACCUCACAUUGCUGGACAAUUCCCAGCGCCGUUGGACAACGGACUGCCCCGACUCAAGCCGGCACCGAAGCCAGUGCUUCCAGGAAACCCCAGCACUGAAUCUCCCAAGAGAUUUAAUCCGAUUCCUCAAGGAGUGUUUCCCAAACCCCCACCAUCUCACCGAAUACCUAAAGAGGAUCCUGUAGUGCCUGUGAAUGACUUUGAGAAUGCGGCGAGAGUAAAAAUGACUGGGGAGCUUCUCCAGAACAGGAUGCUGCAACACCUUGAGAAGAAGCCACAGUCAUUUUCCAGAUCAAUACUGCCAAGCCAAAGGAGCAUGUCAGAGGUGAUUCCUCUGAGGAAACCACUUCCCAAUGCUGGGCAACGGCCUACAAAGCCCAAACGACCCCCAUAUGUCAGCCUGGAUCGUUUUUGUGCCAAGGGUCUAGUCAUUCAAUCCACAGUCCCGCUUGAUACUAAAACACUUGAAGGCCCACCACGACCGCCAAAGUCAACUUUCAUGUCUGCAACACAACCCAUUACACAGAGAAGCAUAGAGCCUGAACAGGACACGUACGAUGACAUCGACUUGCCCCCACCUCCACCUCCUCCUCCAAAACCUUCUUCCAGCGAAUCGUGGACAAGCAGUUUCUCAUCUCAGGCUGAUGAGGAUAGUGAUACCAGUGAAAUUUAUGAACAUAUCGAAGAGCAGGAGGAAAUUACACAGAGAAGAGAUUUCUCAGGCAAGAAGAAACAAAAAGAGCACAAACGACAACAAGAAUUGGAAAAGCGAGAGCAGAAAGAGAGGCUGAAAAAAGAAAACGAGUACCGGAAAAAAUUCAAACUGACAGGAGAAGUGGAGGUGCUCCACACAGCGCGGGUGAGGGAGGACUGGCAAGGUGGGAAGAACGAUCUGCGUGUGCGUCAGGGAGAGAGUGUAGACAUCGUGCGUGUGAAGAACAACCCAGAGGGAAGAUGGCUGGCUCGAAACAUGAACGGGGAAUAUGGGUAUGUCAGUAACAUAUGUGUAGAUGUAGAUUAUGAAGAAAUAAAGCGAAAGGCUCGCAGUUCAGCCCCUCCUCCCCUUCCUCCUCCUGUCCACGAGGACGAGGACGUGUACGACGAUGUCGGCGGAGACACACUCAGCAGCAGCCUAAAUGUGAGCAGUGAGGUAUAUGAUGAUGUUGAUCAUGUCAUACCAGAUGACUUCCCCCUGCCCCCGCCGGAGAUUUGCCAAGUCCCUAAAAAAAGCAAGAAGCCAGAGAAGGAGGAAAAGGAGUUCAGAAAAAAGUUUAAGUAUGAAGGUCCCAUCAAAGUUCUUGUCUGCAUGAUGGUGGAUCCAAAUGCCAACAUUAAGAAGGCCAGUGGGAAGGACCUGAGUGUCGUCAGAGGAGAGAUUCUCGAAGUCAUUCAGGAGACUAAUGAGAAGAAAGUACUCUGUCGGAACGAACAAGGCAAAUAUGGAUAUGUUCCCAGACAUUACCUCCUACAUGAGGAAAAUGAAAUAUAUGAUGACAUUGAGAACAUGACAGUGACAGAUGUUUAUGAUAAUGAUGCCAGUGGACCAGCACUGCUGCGGUCUUGAUGGAUGUAAAAGAGGACCUGAUGACACCAGCAUGUGCGUCUUGGGAACACAAGGACAGGACAGAAGAUCAGGAGAAUCAUUCAAGAAAACUUGUACAUUGAUGAAAUAAAUACAUGUUUACUAAGCUGUAAUAUUUUACAUUUUUACAUUUUAUAGUAAUACAAAUUAGCAAUUAAUUAAUACCGGUCAGCUAUUACAUGCAGAAUGCAUAUAUUCAUAUAAACAACUCACAAAUGCCCUAUUUUAAUAGCAUGGAAAACAUGCUAUUUGUGUCUGUCACUUGGGGCCUUAUAAAAUGAAACUUUAUGGAUGAGAUAGCAAAUGUUAAUUGGUUAACACUGAACAAAAGAGUUUGACUGCUACUGUAAAUAUACAUCAGUAAAAUCCAAUGCAGUAUUCUGAAUGAAAAGUGGUCUACCUCUUUUUACUCCUUUCUUCAUUACUGGAAAGUCCGGCCUUCUUCCAUUAAUUACCAUUCGAUGUGAACUAUAGGUCACUUUCUGGAUGGAACUGAGACAAGUGUAACUUUAGGACAUUUGCAGAUUUUUUUAGAGGAAUUUAUUUAUAGAUCUAGCACAGUUCUGAGAAGUUUUGAUUGUAGAAAACAUUAUAGCAUUUUGAGCGAUUCGCAUCCUCAAUAAAGCACGAUUUCAGCGCUA